Molecule: messenger RNA, 4982 nt
Organism: Dinoponera quadriceps
Lineage: Eukaryota; Metazoa; Arthropoda; Insecta; Hymenoptera; Formicidae
Product: zinc finger protein 84-like
Exons: 8
Coding region: 86-2737 (883 amino acids)
Biological process (GO): regulation of DNA-templated transcription
Cellular component (GO): nucleus
Molecular function (GO): zinc ion binding; RNA polymerase II cis-regulatory region sequence-specific DNA binding; DNA-binding transcription factor activity, RNA polymerase II-specific
Source: RefSeq, a predicted model, not a curated record
UCUUUCACAAUUCUUUGCGAAUUCAACACAAAACAUUCCCGGAGGAAACAGUGUCGAUACGGACGUUUAAUCUCACGUGCGAAAAAUGAGAAUUGUUUGUUCUGCUUUAAAUUGUAAAUAUUCCUCAGAAGAUGAAGAUUCAUCAAGUGUUAUUUUCAUCAAUUUUCCUAACGAUGACACGGCCAAGGCAUGGGCAGAAAAGUGCGGCAGAUCGGAUUUGGUCGAAAAGUCGAAUGCGGAAUUGCACUUAAAUUAUUAUAUUUGUUCUCAUCAUAUAGAAGAUCGCUGUUACAUAAGCAAAAAUAUUCCUGUUAUUAUAGAACAAGGCGCUGUUCCUACCUUAUUUGGGACCAGCUCACGCACUGAUAGUGAAGAUUCUAUAAAUAUAUUUGAUAAGCCGCAACAUCUUCAAGAAGCAGGUGAUAAUGUAUCGCUAACAUAUUGCAACAUGAAUAUCGAGACAAACGAAUAUCAUAGUCUCACCAUCAGAUUUUCCGAUUUGUGUCGAAUUUGUGGCGAGGUAGUUCUGGAUGGAGUAGAUAUUUUUGCAGCUAAAAGUAUAGAGCUUAAAUUAACAGAAAAGAUAAAUUUGCAUAUGCCCAUUUCGAUUGACACGGAUGAUUCGAUGCCACAGAAAUUAUGCUCUGAAUGCUGCAGCAAAUUGGAGAUUACACAUUUGCUUGCUAUCUCGUGUUUGAAAACUGACAUAAAAUUGAAGAAACUUUUAAACGUUGAGAAACAUCUAGAAUAUGAAAGUAAAUACAACGCAUUGGUUGAGAAAUGUUUACUAGAAGCAGAUGCAGAAAUAUGUAUGGAUAAUAAUACAAAUCCUGAUACUGCAUCAUUUGCUAUGAAUAAGAUGGCAAAUCCUGAUUUAGAAACAAGUUUGGAGGAGUUAGAAAAUGAAGAAAGUCCUGAAGCACAGAACAUUAAUUUUCAGUGCAUUGAUAAAGGUUUUAUGCAAUCAGAAAUAAGUACUAUAGGUCAAACUUAUAAAGAAUGUAAUAGUAAAGAUAACAGUAAUUGUGCAGUGAAAGAAAUAUCGCAAGUCGAACAAGACAAAAUUCGGAAUAGUAAACGCGAUAUUUCAUGCUCUCAGUGCCAGAAUUUUUAUGAAACACAGGAAAUAUUUGAGAAUCAUAAAAUAUUUUGUAUAAAGAAGAAAGAUACUUCCGAAUACAUAACAAUGUCUAACAUGUUACAAGGUAAAAAGGACAUAGAUGUGGUAGUUAACACUGAAUUAGAAAUAGAAAGUUCUCACACAGGCAACGAAAAACUUGAAAGCGAACAAACAAUUGAUAAACCUGAGAUCUCUGAGUCAGAGCAAUUGUUACAUUGUACAAUUUGCAGUGAACUGUUUAAGACUCAACAAGAUUUCGACAAGCAUUCACAUAAAAAUCUUGCCGAAAAUGAUACAAUAGGAGUCCGUAAAAGAUGUGGUCAUUGUAAAGAAAUGUAUUAUAAUAAAAAAGAUCUGUUAAAUCAUAUUAUGCAAUUGCACGGGGGAAAAUUAUUGGUUCGGUGCUUCACGUGCGAUAAGACGUAUGAAAAAUGGUCUAGUUUGGACAUUCAUGAAGCUACUCACAGAUUAGACAAGCCAUAUCUGUGCGAUUUGUGCGGAAAGAGUUUUAAGCACUCCAACUAUUUAAGAGGUCACAAGAGAAUUCAUUUAGACGAAUCUAAAAAAAAAAGACACGUGUGUGAAGUUUGUAAAAAAGCGUUUAGAUCACGGUUUCAUCUGAGAGAACACAAAAAUCAACACGAGGGCAAUAAACCGUACACUUGCGAGCAGUGUGGGAAAGCUUUCUACAGGAGGAUUCAAUUGCGACAACAUAAAUUAUCGCACGGAGUAAAUAAAUACAUGUGCUCGAUCUGCAACGCGACGUUCAAUCGCAGGGGAAAUAUGAAUUCACACGUGAAACGACACAGCAACGAGGAUGGAAUGUAUACCUGCAGCGUUUGUGCUCACAAGUGUAAGUCCAUGAGCGAAUUGAAGACGCACAGAAAGAACCACACCGAAGAAGAAAUAGUCGACAGCAUUAAGAAGAAAUCUUCCGACAAGGAGAUAUGGCGGUGCAACGUCUGCAACAAAGUGUUCUCGAAGCGCAAUGUCUUGAAACAGCAUGAGCAGACGCACGAGAGGGAUAAGAUUUACGUGGAAUGUGACGAAUGCAACAAGAAAUUGGCGAACAAGAACUCGCUGAUGUAUCACAAGAAGUCCGUGCAUCAGAAGGAGAAGCCGCAUAUGUGUCAGUAUUGCGGGAAAUCCUUCAUUUCGAAAGAAGCACGACUGACCCACGAGAGGAUACACACUGGCGAGUGUCCCUACGUCUGCAAGGUGUGCAACGUGCGGUACAGGUGUUCGAAUAAUCUCAACCAACACAUGAGGACCCACACGGGUCUGAAGCCGUACACGUGCAACUAUUGCAACAAGAGGUUCGCGCGCAAAGGCACGUUAACCGUGCACGAGAGAACCCAUACGGGUGUCAAGCCGUAUCCCUGUGAAAUUUGCGGUAGAUGCUUCUCGCAGAAGAACGACAUGAUGAAACACGUCAAGACGCACCGCUGUAAAUCGUUGCAGUGCGACCGGUGUAACGAUGUUUUCAAACGGAAGAAAGACCUGCUGAAACAUACCGCCGUACACGAUACCUCGGCGAUCCUCAACUACGUCGACACAUGUCCUUCAACCUUACGCCAGUACGACUCCUCUCUGAGAUUGAACAUCGGUAGUACGUAAUUCCUGACCGGUAUGGCUUUCUUAAUGGAGCAAUUAUUACCAAGUGGCUGACAUCGAACAUUGUAUAACGCACAUUAUCUGUCUCUGUCAUGGAUCCCAUUUCGGCGAACAUGAUUGUCGAUUAUCUUGCGUCAGUCUCGAAUUUCUCGCAGGGCUGUACUGAUAUUCUUCAAAAUAUUCAACACUGACGAACUCCUCUCUAUUCACCGUUCACAGAAGACGAAUUGUGAAUAGAAAUGAAAAUCCAUGCUGGAACGGUGAGAAUGAGACAUACACACGUUAGAAGAGCAAGAUCACUCCUUCACGUCUUGAAUAAUCCGACAGUGUAUAGUUGAGGUCUCCAGACUCAUGUGUAGAAAAUGGAAAAUGUCGCAUUUACAGUGUUUCAAAAUGUUUCUACGCAAAUAUUUCUUUUAUAUUUGAUAGGGUUAUAAGUUAGUAUAGAAAAUUAUAUAAAUUAGAUAUACAGAUAUGUAAUAUAAAUUAAUUCCUAGCUAUUUCUCAGCAUUACCAAAGUAUACGAUGAACAGUGUGAAUAAUUUCUCUUUACAUGAGGAAUAUUUCGUAUAUUUUGUGCUAUUUCGAUAUUAUUAAUUAUAUUCUUAAUAACAUCAAAGUAUAAAAUUCUUUUUGUGAUGACUAUCCUAUCUUGCAAUAUUCUGAGAUUCUCUUAACUAGUACAACUUGGAGGAAGGGACACGCGGGAUCAGAUGUAAUAAAAAAAGAAGUCAUUGUUAUAUAUAGAAUAAUACUCUUUAUUGUUUUUGAUAGUUCUUGUUUUUCAUAUCGUGCGCUGCAGUUUCUUUUUCAUCUUUUAUUCAAUAUCGAUUUUUCAACGACUCCCCGUGUAUGCUUUUGCUGUCAGUUCUGCUGCUGCCGCUGCUGCUAAUAUAUUUUGGUAGAACAGUACGUGAUACAACUUGACGAUUUCCGAACAAAGAGAACGAAAGGAAAUGGCGACAUGCCCGAUCACUCGCGAACACACGUGUGCCGUAUUAUUCGUCGACCGCAUAUAGGACUAGAGUAAUUGCGAUUUCGCUCUCCUCGUGUACACACUCUCUCUCUCUUUCUCUCUCAUACACCAAUGAUUUUCUCAAUUCCUAAAUGAUCGAGGAGCACACGUGCUUUACUUUUGUGCGCAAACCGACCGAACACAGCGACAACCGUUGCGUCUUCGCAUAAAAACUCCUCGCACACGCUCGUCGCACGAUUCGUUGUUGUUGCUGCUCAUUCUGAUUAUGUCUUGCUUUUACACGCAGCGGCCUCGCAACGCCACGCUCCUACAUGUUUUACGAUGAUGAAACGAGUGAUCGGCGCGUGAUCGAGCGAGAUACAAGUUAACACGCAUCUCGGAGUAUCUCCGGUACUGUUUGACGAAAUGCGCGCACGGCGUCGAAUCAAGGCGGACGACUCGAAGAAGAGAAGAGUUCGAGAGCGCGCGCGAUAAUUUUCCCGAGAGAGGUCCCCGAUCGAUCGAUCGAUCGUCGAGCGGAAAAGCCGCGCGAGAACCGGGCGUCGGAGGUCAACCGGCGGCGCGCCUACACAGAGAUUGCCUACACACGGAUUCCCGUCGCUUUUCCUUCUUUUUUCGAUCCGGGAAGCGUGCGACCGCCCCUCCUAUCCAUAUUUCUCUCUCGUUUUCUUUUUAAAUUAAUUAAUUCUGUCUCUCUCUCCCCCCCCCUCUCUCUUUCUCUCUCUCUCUCUGUAACCGUCAUGUUCUUCGCGCUACUAUGUACAAUUUACAACGUCGUGCUUCCUGCCCUAAUUUUCUUACGACGGCGCCGGGACGCGCGCGCGCGCCCGAUCGCUUCCCCAUCGACGUCUCUCGCCCGGGGACGCUGCUGCUCUCGCACGUUCGCUCCUCCUCCUCCUCCUCCUCUUCCUCGGGUAAAAGUCGCUCUUAUCCUGCGCGUGGAAAAAGCAGAGCGUUACCCGCGACGUCGGAGAGAGUCGAGGGAGAAUGAUAAAAUCACCGUGAGUUCGCGAGCAGUGACGGCUCGGUGUCGCGAAAUAAGUAACUAAUUCUCGAUUAAACAUCGUAAUAAUAUAGGAACUUGAUUGUAGAUCAUUAGCCCGGCCUGUAACAUAAGCCCCGAUGAUUGUUGAAACAAGUUACGAGCUUAGCGCGCGUGCACGCCAAGAGGAAAACGUCGCAAGCAUUGUGUGUAACGUUUCUAAGUCGGCGAAAUGCGGCGAUCUUUGAUCGCAAGCAGGAGCCUGCUCGGGAGGGAAUCCUUCAGCGAAC